ACAGCAUUGAGCAACGCUUCGGGUGUGCACUGCGAGUUUGUUUCCUAUUUCAAACGGAAAAUAUCUAUAAUCAGUACAAACGAACACAAAAAGGAUUCUUAGGAUCUUUGUUUGUUUUUCCCCUCAAUCAGGAUUUUCGUCAACACUGAAAUGGCUUCCUCCCAGCAAUCGAGUCAAGGUUGCCACGAGCAAGAAAGAGCGCGGAUAGCGAAGCCUAGUAUGUUUAUGGUGACUGCCUUGUGGAUGGAGAGAUCGCCUCUUGCUCAGCGGCCAAGCGAACGCAGCUUCGAGGGGCUAGAAUUAGGUAAUCAAGCAAGGCCCAACAAAGUUGGUUCCGUAAUAGUUCUUCCAAGUGAUAGAGCACUAUCUGUGGACUGUAGCCGCAAUGAUGUUCACGGCGGUGUGAUUGGCCUUUACAAGUUUGGUCAGGAGAGAUACAAGGGGUGCACUGUGUACCUCUCCCGGAGGCCCUGCUCAUAUUGUACCAAGCUGCUGAUACAGGCGGGCGUGGUCAAGGUCUAUUAUCUCCCUACUGAACCGGAAGUUAAUGACCCCCAGGAUAUCAAGGCUGUUGAUAAUCUGUUUAUUGUGGCUUCAGUGGGUCUUUCCCCAUUUAUUCCUGAAGUCAAUAAAGUUGUACUCCAGGAACUAAAGGAGAAAACAUCUCCCUGGACCCCAACCCACGAUGAGGAUGCAAUAAAGCUCUUUAAAGAAAAAUUAAAAAAAGACCACUUUGAUGGUGACUGGAUAGACACAGCUAGUCAGAUUCUUCAGUCCCCGCCAUUUGACGAUGCUGAUAUGGUAGCCAUAAUGCAGACAAACAUGGAUACGCUACUGGAAUGGAUUGCACACACAUCACAGGGUGAUGUUCCAGAUGAUGUGGAGUUUGCUGAAAUAGACCACAACCUCAAGAGCAAGCCUAUCAGAAACCCAGGUCCCGAAGGAGCUUCUGAGGAAUGUCCAUUGUUAAAGUCCCCAGUCCCUUCUGAGCCCAGCUGGCAGAACUUUGCUUUGCACAUGACACGCUUGGCUCAAAUGCUCUCCCAGAGAAGUGAUGAUCCAAUAAGGGGAGUCGGUUGUGUCCUUAUGUAUGAGAAUGAAGUUAUUAGUAUUGGGUGGAGUGGAUUUCCAGCCAAAGCGACAUAUGGGGAGUUUCCAAGAAGAGCUUGCAAGAAGCCGUACAUCAUCCAUGCGGCAGAAAAUGCUGUUUUAACAAAGAAUCAGCAAAUAAUCAGAAAAGCUGACUGUCUUACAUCAUCUGCGCAAUUGUACAUCAGCAAGAUUCCAUGCAGGGAGUGUGUCCACAUGCUUGUUGAGGUUGGAGUCAAGCAUGUAAUUUUGCCUGGCUCUGAACAUGAUGAUGAUGCAAAAGAUGAUGUGUUUAAAGAAAUGCUUCAGAAGGAUAAGCUCAAAGGCUAUAUGUCACAAAAGAAGAAAAUGCCCAGUCCACCAUCUGCUGAUGGAGCAAAGCGGAAACUUCCAUUUGAGAAUGAGAAUGAGGAAGACUAAUUUU
Messenger RNA from Nematostella vectensis (starlet sea anemone), 1513 nucleotides. Its product is annotated as cytidine and dCMP deaminase domain-containing protein 1. Lineage: Eukaryota; Metazoa; Cnidaria; Anthozoa; Actiniaria; Edwardsiidae. Gene Ontology annotation, molecular function: catalytic activity. The record is from RefSeq and is a predicted model, not a curated record. The transcript has 3 exons. The coding region runs from base 151 to 1509 and encodes 452 amino acids.